This is a messenger RNA of Prosopis cineraria, 6876 nucleotides long. Its product is annotated as separase. The record is from RefSeq and is a predicted model, not a curated record. NCBI's taxonomy places the organism in Eukaryota, Viridiplantae, Streptophyta, Magnoliopsida, Fabales, Fabaceae. Gene Ontology annotation, biological process: proteolysis; meiotic chromosome separation. The coding region runs from base 95 to 6655 and encodes 2186 amino acids. Gene Ontology annotation, cellular component: mitotic spindle; centrosome; nucleus. The transcript is spliced from 26 exons. Gene Ontology annotation, molecular function: cysteine-type endopeptidase activity.
UUGAAACUCAGCGCUCCCCUUCCUCCCCAAAACAACACGAUACCUUCUUCGUUAUAAAGGUGUCACAGCGUCACUCCCUCUUGCCGUCGCCGUCAUGGCCUCCGCCAGUGAAUCAUCUCUCAUUUGUAAACUCGAAUCCACCGAUUGCGUAGGCAUUUACCCCCUUUUCUCGGACUAUCUCCACCCAUUUGACGAUCUAAGAAAACCCAAGGGAACCAAGAAAUCGGCCAAGGCCAACGAGGAACAAUCCCUAGUCCGUUCACUUGCUAAAAAGUAUCUUUCGUUUCUUAAUCGCUGUUUGUCUAUCCUACCCAAGCGCCUGUCGGAGUUAUCGAAAUCCGGUGGCGGGGGAGACUUAGCUCAUGAAUUGUUCCAAGUUUAUAACCUUUGCUUGGAUUGCUUGGAUUCCGUAGCUUCUCAAUUGGCUUGCAAGCCUUAUUCAGUUGAGCUCAUGAGACUUCGAAUGAUGCAUUGCUUAGAGGUGUGUGGGCGGUACGAUGAAUCAGAGAUUGAGGGUCUUAAGAUUUUGGAGAGGAUUCGGUUCACUCGAUAUGCCUCGAAAUCAGUGAGAAUGAAGAACAAGUUUCUCCCGGAAGUGGAUAAGAGCGGUGGAGACAAAGAUUUCUGUGUCUUGGUCGUGGAGACUACUUUAACGCUAGUGAAGUGUGCUGCAAUGGGACGGAGCCAAGACGGUGGGUGCUUUAGGAGGGUGCUCGAUUUGGUAGAGGAAGUAUGGCCGUGGCUAAGGGUAUUAGAUGCCAGUACGUAUGAGAAUUUGCAGAGGACGUUAGCAGUUAAUAUGGGUAAAUGUUCUUUAAAUUUAGUUGAGAAGGAAACAUCGAUUGAUGUGCAUUUGUUAAAAGCUUUCUGCUGUGCAACAUUGACCGAGUACGUGAAAUCUUCAUUGAAAGAUCGAGUUUACAGGAUUGCCCACACUAUUUGUUCCUCACUGUUCAAGCUGCAAGAGAAUAAAUCCUUGUGUAUCAUUGAUAUACUGGAUCAUGUUGCUCAUGAAUGCCAGGUUGAAGAGGAAACUGGAAUAGAUUAUGUUGAGCUUGUAUCUUACUGUGUCAAUAAAUGUCAGAUUGCAAAUGCAGCUUUUUGUAUUGCAUUUGCAGCACAUCUGAACAAAAUUGCAGAACAAUUGCAGCAGGUUAUGACACCUGUUCGUGUGAUUCUGAGACUUUACAUUGCUGGAUUGCUACUUAUUAGUUGUGACCUGAGACCCAGAGAUGGAGAUCUUGCAUCUUCAGGAGGUGCAAAAUUUCAAUACUUGAUUGGAACAUUACUUGAUAAUGAGAACAUGCUACGGGAUUUACCAAUUGUGAUUGGUACCUUGUGUGGUGACCUGGAUAUUUGCUCCAAUGUAAAAGAGAAGGAUCUUCCUAGUCAAAUAAGUACACUGUUGGAUUCGACUUACGUGCCAUAUUACUUAAAUGCUCUGAAAUUCUUUUCCCAACCACUUGCUAAAUCAAUUAAUUCAGAAAGGAAACAAUUAGUUGCUGCAAAGGAUGGUGCUUCUGCUAUGAACAUGCUGUCCACUGUGUUAGAUGCUUUCCUUCUCCUUUGCCAUCUUAUAUUUUCACGUCCAAGCAUUACGAUCAAAAGGGAUGGAAUCGGAUUUGAUGAAAACUGUAGAACAUUGCUUAACGUAGCUGUGGCAGCUUAUACCCUGUCCAUCAAAAGUAAACUAUACAUACAGAAGAGUGCACGAUUAAUUAAGCAAAUUGUUGCUAGUGAACAUAUCCAAAAAGAAGGGAGAAAUUACAUAAUUGCAUGUCUCUACAAUAUUGCUGUAGUUUUGCACAGAAACAAGGAAGCAAAAGAGGCUUCAAAGGUGCUGAGCUUAUGCUGUAAGGCAUCAUGGAUCUGUAUUAAAUGUUAUUGUGGUGGUCAAUUAAGAGAUGAAUUUGUAGAGUUUGUGAAUGAGGCUUACACCAGAAGUGCUCUUCUCCUGGAUAUUCUCAAUCAAGUUGACUAUCAUAAAGUGAGGAAGAAAAUUGUAUCUAUCCUUAAAAAUUGGUGUUCUGCUAAUGAUCAAUUUGAGAACCUGGCAACUCCUAUGCCUAUAGUGAAGCAGUGGGUGAAGAUGGAAUGCAAACGUGUUAAGCAUGUGGAUGAGAAAAAUAAUUCCGUCACCUUGUACUGUCUUCUGUCAUCUUCAACAGAGCUUUCAAAGAGGAGCAUUGGCAUGAUAUUGGAACAAGAACUUACUGCAUAUGAGGAAAUGAGUUUUACUUACCCAGAGCUCUGUCAGUACAUGCAAAUGAAAAUCACAGGUAUCCUCCUGCAAGAUGUAUAUGUCAAUCGGGAUAGUUGUUUUCAAAAAGCACAAACUCUUGUGAGAAAGGGAAAGGCCUUAAGGGUUUGUGGCAUAGAAAGACUGAAGGAUUGUAUUCAGUGUUUCUCUGAAGCAAUAAUUAUGAUAAAGGAGAUUUCUUGUGAAACACAUACCACUAAAAAUUCCCUCGAUCAACAGUUGUUGAUUGCAUAUUGCCUGCGUGCACUAUGCAUCAUGGAAGCUGAGCCAAGCUCACAGAAAAUCUUUGAAGAUGUCAAGGAAGCCUUAAAUCUAUUUUUAAGCUUUUACAUUCUUGAUUGUUGUGACAAGGAAGAGGGCUUUGCAUUGUCUGACAAUACGGUGAUACUACUCUAUAACAUGAUUGACCUAUUACAAUUGAAGGGUUUCAUGGAACUUUAUAGUGAUUCAUAUCGGCUAAUGAUUAGAUUGUUUAAGUUGAAGAAUCUCUCAACUCAGAAGUGGUUGGCCUUACUGUGGGAAAGUAGAAGGAUAAGUCAUGCACUCUGUGUUUCUCCUGUAGAUGAGGAAUUCAUCUUGAACUCAUCAGAACACUUUGAAGAACUUUGCAGUUUUGAUUUCUGGAUACGUUAUCUCCAAGGCUUCCAACCAUUAGUGAUGGGGUUUCAACAGAAUUUCUCAUUUUUGUUUGCCAACUUGCCUAGGGAUUCUUACCAUCACAUGAACUCUUUCCAGAUAGACAUUGAAGUUGAUGAUAUUCGAAAAGUUGCAUCUGAAUUAAUGUCAAGUGUUCCUGAUUCAAACCAUUCUGCUUUUGUUGCUGGGUGUCUCUACUAUGAUCUGUGUACAAGACUUAUUUCAAGUGGACAAUUAACAGAGGCUCUUUCAUUUGCAAAAGAAGCUCAGAGGCUGCGUGCCAAGCUUUUCCAAGGAAAAUUUAUGUAUACUGUUCAGCAACAGGCUGGAGAAAACAAGGAACUGAGUGGAUUCUCUCAUAAUCUUGGGUACAUUAUUGAGAAUUUCAGAGUGAACAAAUCAGUUGCCAGAGAAGUUUUGUUGUUUAAUUCUCUGUCCUGGGACUUGAAGGACGGCUACCUUAGUCCAUGGAAAAUCAUGCAGUGUUAUCUAGAGAGCACGCUUCAGGUUGGAAUAAUUCACGAAAUGAUAGGAAAUGGUGCUGAGGCUGAAACUUCUCUACAGUGGGGAAAAGCCCUAUCAUGCAGACUGAAGAUAUCAUUGUUUAUGGUUGCUUUCUCUUUAAUCUUAGGAAAAUUGUAUGCCAAGAAACAACUUUGGGAUUUAGCAGAAAAGGAACUUCAAAGUUCUGACCAUAUACUGAAAGAAAGCUGCACAUCAUUUUGUUGCUCAAAGUGCAAGCUGACACUUGAAGCAACUCUGCACCAAUACUAUGGAGAUUUGUGUCAAAGUAGAUUUGACAGUAGUACAGGGGAUAUUCCUGUAGUGACAGCUGAAAAUUGGUACAGAUCAGCCCUGGACAAAUUAAAUCUUUCUGACUGGAAAAACCCUCUAACCUGUCCCCAAGAUGAUAGUGAUGAGAGUACAACAGAUUUCAGAUGCGGUGCUUGUAAGAGUUCUGCCUGCUUUACAGUCUCUGAAGAAAAUGUACAUGAGUUGAAAUGCAUGAGAGAAGAGCCGGAGACCAAGAUUAGAACUAAACAGACUAGAAAGAACAAGAAUUCAGCUAAGUGUUUAUCAGGGGAGAAGACCUUAGUACUUGAGAAUAAUUCAAGGUUAACUCGUUCUAGAUAUCGAUCAUCUCAGAACCAACUUGCAAGUAGUCUUUGCAAGUCAAAAGUCAGCAAUUCAAGAAGUUUGGAGGGGAACCAUAUUUCUCUUUCUGAUCAGUCUGAUAUACUUUUCCAGAAGGAGUCAGUUUUGAAGGAUACAGAUUGCAAUGUGCCUUCAAGGUGUGGAGUGACAUGCAAACGCAUUAAAAUGAGGUGUUGGCACUGUAUUCCCCAUGAAAUUAUGAAAUCUGGGAUAAUGAAAGAUUUUAUUCAUCUAAAAUGGGAGUUUGUCCGUAGGCAGUUGUCAAUGAAGCUACUCACUCAGUUAGGGAAUUCUCUUGCAUAUCCUGGUCAAAUUGAUGAUGCUCAUAACAUUCUUCUAAGGAGAAUAUCUGUUCUGGUCAGCAGAAACUCAUUCUGCCAAAAGUUGGUUCCUGUUGCACUAGAUUAUUUUCGCCUUGUGGUUGCAAAGGAGAGCCGAGGAGAUGUUUUUGCUAUUGAACGUGCAGAAAUACUCCAUGACAUUUGUUGGUUCUUUUUGAGGAGCUAUCAUUCCAAGCAUUUGAGGACUGUUUUCUCUGAUAUAUCUUGCAUCAAGUUUGAAGAUCUAGCAUCCUGGCUUAUGCUAGCCUUUGUACUCUCUCGUGAGGUUCCUGUUCUUUUUCAGAAGGUAUCUAGAUUACUUGCUGUGAUAUAUAUAGUUUCUGCCUCAAGUGAGCAAUUUUCCUUGUCAUCAUUUAGCAAAGCCUUGGGUGAAAAUUAUUGGGCUUCAUAUUUUCAUCAAGCUUCAAUUGGAACUCAUCUUGCCUACCAGUUCUGUUCAAAUCUAAGUGGGAGAUGCAAAGUGGUACAACCAUUUGUUGAUGCUGAGAUUAAAGAAAAGAGUGAAUUCGCAUACAAUCUGAAGCAUUGCUAUCACAGACUUGCACCUGAGACCACUUUAGAGCUCGAAGAAUAUGUGAAGAACUUUUUGGUUGGCCUUCCCUCUACGGCAGUUGUCAGUAUAAGUUUGCUUGGAAGAGAUUAUACUAGUUUGUUGCAAGAAUUACUGCUUUGUCCUACGUGUGUUGAUGCCUGGGUGUUGGUGUCACGAUUUAGUUUCAAGACUGAACCUGUUGUGAUGUUACUACCUGUGGACUCAAUUUCAGAAGAAGAAGAAGAAGAUGAUGAUGAUGAUCAUCCAAAUUCUGGUUUGGGCACCCUUUCCGAUUGUGAGAACUCAAGUAAGCAGUGGCACUGUCCUUGGGGUUUUACAGUGAUUGACGAUGUAGUUCCAGCAUUCAAAACGAUAUUGGAAGGAAAUUACUUAUCCUCAGUAUUCCCUUUGGAAGACACGAAAAGAAAUAGGAUGCUAUGGUGGAAGUGGAGAACGAAGCUUGAUCAACGCCUUAAUAAAUUGUUGAGGAACAUUGAAGAUUCAUGGUUUGGUUCAUGGAAAUACUUACUUCUUGGAGAAUGGAUGGACCACAAGAAUUUGGACUUGGCGCACAAGAAGCUAUUGCAUGAUCUAAGAUCUAAAUGCAAAUUGGAUGUGAAUGAGGGUAUUCUUAAAGUCAUUCUUGGAGGCUCAAAGAAUAAUUGUGAAGGAGAUACAUGGAUUUCCCAGCUAUGCUUCAAAAAAGGCUGCUACAUUGCUAAAGUAGGUUAUUGUGAUGAUGCAUGGCGUGGCAUAUUGUUAAAUGCCGCCAAUGGAUCUGGAACCUCAUCUGAGCUUGCGUUUCAAAUCUUAAAUGAAGCACUAAACGUGUUUGAAGUGGGACAGAGCAGAGAGCCAAUAAUUCUUGUGUUGGAUUAUGACAUUCAGAUGCUUCCUUGGGAAAAUUUGCCUGUACUAAGAAACCAGGAGGUUUAUCGCAUGCCAUCAGUCAGCAGCAUCUCUGCACUUCUUAACAGAAGCAGCAACCAUCACAAGCAAGUAGAUGGGAAUUCAAUGCCCUUUCCUUUGAUAGAUCCGCUGGACGCUUUUUAUCUAUUGAACCCAGAUGGUGAUCUCACUAGCACUCAAACUGAAUUUGAGAAUUGGUUUAGAAGUCAAAACCUAGAGGGCAAGGCAGGUUUAAGACCCACUUUGGAAGAAUUGGUUUCAGCCUUGAAAAGCCAUGACCUUUUUAUAUAUUUUGGCCAUGGGAGUGGAGCACAAUAUAUUUCCAGGCAAGAGAUUCAGAAACUUGAUAAAUGUGGUGCUACACUUUUGAUGGGAUGCAGCAGUGGUUCAUUGACCUUACAUGGGAGCUAUGCCCCACAAGGUAUUCCCCUUUCAUACCUUCUGGCUGGUUCUCCAGCUAUAGUUGCCAAUCUGUGGGAAGUGACAGACAAGGAUAUAGAUCGAUUUGGGAAGGCCAUGCUUGAUGCCUGGUUGAAAGAAAGAUUAAAUUUUUCCGGGGAAUGUUUGCAAUGUAAUUCAUUAUCAGAAGAAUUUGAGGCCAUGAACUUGAAGGGAAAGGGUAAAGCAAAGAAGAAAGUUUCUAGAAAGAAGGCCUUAGAAGAAUGUGAAAGUGACAUCUUCAAGAGUUAUUGUGAUCACAGACCCAAAAUUGCAUCAUUCAUGUGUCAGGCACGUGAAGCUUGCACCCUCCCUUUCUUGAUUGGGGCCGCUCCAGUGUGUUACGGUGUUCCAACAAGGAUCUGGAGGAAAAAUAAUCUUUAACCUUUUCGGUUAUAUAGCAUAGAAUUCGUAAAUGACUUGUAAAUUCUUUGAUUUUUUCCCCUUAGUUCUCAAAUUCAGUAGGUCAGCAUAGAAGCAUGCUUCUUGAACUUCGGAAUAUAUACCAAAUUCCUAACCCUUCAAUUUUACACACCCCAUUCUUUAAAUGUAACAUAAAGCACGAAUAUUUGAGGCCAAUUCGUAAGUUAUGUAUUAUUUUUCAA